ACAGAGGCUUGUGGUUGGUUUCUCUAUGGUUCCUCCCCCAACCGCCUUUCAGCCUGUAUUGGUCUGUGGCAAGUAGCCUAAACAGCGCCAUGUAUCGUUCUCUUAGAAACGUCCACCGAUUAAAUAGCAGCCUCUUGGGUUUGCAGAGGAACCUAUUCAGCAAACCCUGCCGCAAAUCAUUUGGCGUCACGCUGGUCUCGACGAGGAUGGCAAGCUCAGAGUCUUACAGAAUUGAAAGGGAUACUUUCGGUGAACUGAAAGUCCCGAAUGACAAGUACUAUGGAGCCCAGACGGUCAGGUCUACUAUGAACUUCAAGAUUGGCGGAGUAACUGAACGAAUGCCUAUCCAAGUCAUCAAGGCUUUUGGCAUUCUGAAGAGAGCGGCGGCUGAAGUAAACCAGGGCUAUGGUUUGGACACCAAGAUUGCUGAUGCCAUUGUCAAAGCAGCUGAUGAGGUCAUUGCUGGUAAACUGGAUGACCACUUCCCCCUGGUGGUCUGGCAGACAGGCUCAGGAACCCAGACGAACAUGAAUGUGAAUGAAGUGAUCAGCAACAGGGCUAUCGAGAUGUUGGGUGGUAAACUGGGGAGCAAGGAUCCUGUUCACCCCAAUGACCAUGUCAACAAAAGUCAGAGCUCCAAUGACACUUUCCCUACAGCUAUGCACAUUGCUGCUGCCAAAGAGGUUCACGAGGUGUUGUUGCCUGGACUGCAGACUCUCCAUGACGCACUGGACGGCAAGGCCAAAGAGUUCAAAGAUAUCAUUAAGAUUGGGCGCACCCACACACAGGAUGCUGUGCCCCUUUCACUAGGCCAGGAGUUUAGUGGCUAUGUGCAGCAGGUGAAAUACAGCAUGCUACGGAUCAAAUCUGCCAUGCCAAGAGUGUACGAGCUGGCAGCUGGAGGCACUGCUGUGGGUACUGGAUUGAACACUCGCGUUGGGUUUGCGGAAAAAGUAGCUGCCAGAGUGUCUGAGCUUACAGGUUUGCCGUUUGUGACCGCGCCAAAUAAGUUUGAAGCUCUUGCUGCCCAUGAUGCCCUGGUGGAGCUGAGUGGAGCGAUGAACACUGUGGCCUGCAGUCUAAUGAAGAUUGCCAAUGAUAUCCGUUUCCUUGGCUCUGGGCCUCGCUCGGGCUUAGGUGAACUCAUCCUGCCUGAAAAUGAACCAGGAAGCAGUAUUAUGCCAGGGAAAGUGAAUCCAACCCAGUGUGAAGCCAUUACUAUGGUAGCUGCUCAGGUGAUGGGAAAUAAUGUGGCUGUGACAGUGGGAGGCAGCAAUGGUCACUUUGAACUGAAUGUUUUCAAACCCAUGAUUAUUAAAAACGUACUAAACUCUGCAAAGCUGCUGGGAGAUGCUUCUGUCUCUUUCACCGAGAACUGUGUGGUUGGAAUCGAGGCAAACACAGAAAGAAUCAACAAACUAAUGAAUGAAUCCCUGAUGCUGGUAACCGCACUGAACCCACAUAUAGGAUACGACAAAGCUGCUAAGAUUGCAAAGACUGCUCACAAGGAUGGCUCAACACUAAAAGAAACUGCGAUCAAGCUUGGCUACCUUACAUCUGAACAGUUUGAUCAGUGGGUCAAACCCCAGGAUAUGCUGGGCCCUAAAUAAUACAAAAAAUCCACUCUGUACAAUAAAAAAAAAAUUGUUUUUCUUUUCAAAA
Molecule: messenger RNA, 1662 nt
Organism: Acipenser ruthenus (sterlet)
Lineage: Eukaryota; Metazoa; Chordata; Actinopteri; Acipenseriformes; Acipenseridae
Gene: fh
Product: fumarate hydratase
Exons: 10
Coding region: 90-1610 (506 amino acids)
Biological process (GO): fumarate metabolic process; malate metabolic process; tricarboxylic acid cycle
Cellular component (GO): tricarboxylic acid cycle heteromeric enzyme complex; mitochondrion
Molecular function (GO): fumarate hydratase activity
Source: RefSeq, a predicted model, not a curated record